GGGCGAGUGAGCGGCGGACCACUACCACACACACGACCGGCGACCGGGCCGCUGAAUGCCGAUAAAAUAAAACAAUUUACACGGCGCACACUCGGCGCAAUACUCCGCGAACGACCGUCGGACGUACAACACCGAGACAGUGCUCAUCACGUCGGUUACGAUUUUACGAUCAUUAUUACGAAUUUAAUCGCACGACAUUGGAAAUACAAUUUAAUCCGUUAUUUUGCAUCGCGUUUCGUGAUCAUCGCCAUAAUAUUAUUACACCCGAGCGCCUAAAAACAUUACGUAACACACCGGCCCUGUUCGUCUUGCGGCAGAGAUUUACCGGACGAUCGCCGACAGACCUUCUAGCUUUUCGUCGCCGUAAUCUCCGUAAUACGCUAGUAGAAUUUGACCAUCGCGAUGGACAACGUUUCGGUUUCGUCGGGUUCCUCGUCCGCCGACGGUGACGAACUGUCGGCCGUGCUCAAUCGCCGGCAGAAGAUCAACGAGGCGCUGGAAGACGGAAAGCCGGUGCCACCUCAGUUCAACAGGCGGCCGUCCACUAAAAAUGUGUACCUCGAGUUCAAGGAGUUUUCGCGCAAGCAGAUCAACGAAUACGAGGCGACUUUCAAAAAAUUUGAUACCGGUAAAGAUGGAUACUUAGACUUGGGAGAGUUGAAACGGAUGAUGGAAAAGCUGGGUGUUCCACAAACUCAUCUGGCGCUCAAAGCCAUGAUCAAGGAAGUUGAUGAAGACGGUGACGAUAAGAUAAGUUUUCGAGAAUUUUUGCUGAUCUACCGCAAAGCGUACGACGGUUCGUUGCCCCUGGACUGCGGCCUCAACGAGCUGGCCCGACUGACGGAAAUCAACGUUGACGAAGUCGGCGUGAUCGGCGCCAAAGAGUUUUUCGAGGCCAAGAUCGAGUAUCAAGGCAUAGCGAACCGGUUCGAGUACGAACUACGGCAGGAGAUGGAAGAGAAGAAACGAACAGAGGACGAGAUGUCCAAACGGAAAAUCGCGUUUAAGGAGAAAACUGCCAUUUUUCAAUAACUCCUUCGGGAAUAUACCAUUUCUCCCCCCCCUCCCGAUCGAUUUUCCUAUUUAACUACCCUCGCGGGGACGAUUGUGUUAAUACCUAACCUAUAUAUUAUUAUUAUUAUUAUGUAAUAUAUAUUUUUGAUGUAAAGGAUUAAUUUUUUAUACUUAAUCAUCAUUAUUUAUUAUUUGAAAACUCACUACACCUAUGCCUAUAUUAUAAUUUAUGUAUUAAGUACAAUGGAUUAUUCUCCGAAAUUGUUUAGGAAAAUUGUUUUUUUUUUUUUAUUAUUAUUAUUAUAAUUUCUGUCGUAAUAUUAUUGUAUAAUUUUGUUUUGUAAAUGUUUAUUUAUACGAUUUACGCCUAUAACUGAAUUUUAAAUAAAUUGUAAAAUAUGUAAGUAUAACCUACAAUAA
Molecule: messenger RNA, 1434 nt
Organism: Aphis gossypii (cotton aphid)
Lineage: Eukaryota; Metazoa; Arthropoda; Insecta; Hemiptera; Aphididae
Gene: Swip-1
Product: EF-hand domain-containing protein D2 homolog
Exons: 4
Coding region: 403-1032 (209 amino acids)
Molecular function (GO): calcium ion binding
Source: RefSeq, a predicted model, not a curated record